This is a messenger RNA of Suillus bovinus, 2397 nucleotides long. RefSeq lists its product as uncharacterized. NCBI's taxonomy places the organism in Eukaryota, Fungi, Basidiomycota, Agaricomycetes, Boletales, Suillaceae. Bases 1 to 2010 code for a protein of 669 amino acids. The record is from RefSeq and is a predicted model, not a curated record. The transcript is spliced from 2 exons.
AUGCUCACGCCUGUAUUGAGGCACGAGCAUUCGGUGAAAAAAGCGUCUACAAAGGGUAAGGAACGUGAGAUGGAUAAGGAUGAGCCCUUUGCUCCUCCCCCUGUUAUCAACUUAACGCCGAGUCGCAUGGCUGAGACUCCUUCUCCGGUAACUCCCCGUUCACCUUCAGGCCCAGCUCCUAAGAUUUCUUCCCCUACUCGCCAUAAGAAGUCAAGCAGUGAUGUUGGGACUAUCCCUCAGGCACCCUCUUCGCCAACCGAGGUUGACGAUGAUUUGAUGGACGCCAUCAGGCUCGUUACUUCCUUUGAUCAAUCACGGGAUUCCUCACAGUCGCCUACACAACCGUCCCAACAAGUGCCUUCCCUGAAUACUUCACCACCUGUCGAACGUAUGUCAGGUGUUGAUGACAAGCCAGAAUCUCCCCGUGACGACCGCAUCGUGCCAACGCCUGUUCGAGAGUAUAAACCACCAGCUUCUUUCAGCGUCACAUCACGCCCUCCGCGUCGAUAUACCACUGAUCUCUCUCAGGCAGUAUCACCAGUUUCGCCGACAACGAUCUCCGCCGUCUCCAAAAGGUCUCCUUCGCCACAACGAUCUUCUUCUCCUAUCAGACCUUCACCCGCUCCUCGUUCUCGUGCAGGCAUCCUAGCUCAGCAGCACAAUGUACUAUCAACUGACAAGUCAGAUGUUUCAUCCGUCGUCUCAACCUCUCGGUCCUCACACUCGUCUCGUGUCCCACCUGUCCCUCUCAUCACCGCUGUGCCCGAUUCACCUUCCGUGAAAGCAAGUUGGGAGUCUUCAAAGGACUUAUACAAGACACGACCCCCUUCGACGGCAAGUGGGAUGGAUAGCAGAAUGUCUCGACCGCCGUCAGGCAUGCUUGUCUCCCCUUCCUCAAGGCCUAGCGUGCCCGCAGCGCCACAGUUGUCCAGGUCGCAAUUGCAGUCACUCAUGCCCUCCCGCCCCUUCGCCAGUAAUAGUUCUUCACGAGGCAAGAGCCCCGCUGGCAGCUCAACAGGUGACUCUAGCAGUGGUCUUGGUGCGCCGUUCACUCCUCAUGAUGGUAGUGACAUCGGGGUGAACACUGGGCGGAGGGACGAAAGCGAUGCAGACUUAACGCUUAAGGCGCGCGGGGCGAAUGCCAAGCGUUCAACUGUAAGCUUUGAGGAUGGUCCACCGCGUGGCCGUGAGAGAGUAAAGAAUGAUGCUGAUGAUGCGGAGAAGCGGAAUGAAAGGAGACGGAGUGAAGCGAGGUCUGCUAUUGAGUUUGGGAAAAUCGUCAAUGGUCGUGGACCCAUUGUGCAUAAUGGUUCUGACGAAGAUCUCCUGCCUCAGCAUGGACAGCGGAUGAGCAUUAAUCCUAUGAUGGGUAUGGAUGGCACGAUGGCUGGGAUGAAUGCUCCUGCAUGGGGGGCGUGGCAGCAGCCCAUGCCGAAUGGUAUGGGACCUAUUGCUCCUCAGUUCAGCCCCGACCAGAGCUUCUUCGUUGCUCACCAGCGCGCAAUGAUGAUCGCGAAGCAAGCAUACCAAAUGGCAGUGGCUCAACAUGCAAUGGUGUUAGCCGGAGACGAGUGGGAACGAGGGUCCAAUAUCGGCGGUGGGUCUGUGUAUGGAGGCGGUGGAGGUAGCGUGUACAGUGGGAUGGGAGGAGGCGGGGGCGGUAUGAGCAUGAUGAGCGUCCCUGGGAUGAGCAUGCCUGGUAUGAUGCCGAACCAGUGGUCCACGGGCUCCGUCAUGUUCCCUGGCCAGAUCAACAGUACACAGAGUGAGUUCGGAGGAGGGUCGAGGAGUGUGUACGGGGAAUCGUUUGGCCCAUCAAUGAACUCCCGUUCGAGCUACGUGUCGGCUGGGCACGGUGCCCCGAACAGCGCUGCGAGUGCCUAUGGAGGAGGCCCCAGACAACGCGCCAAGACCGGUGCUUCUCAACCGUCGAAUUUGCAGCCACAGAUGCCCGGUAGGAAUCCCGGACGAAAGGUUGCUCCCCCAUCGAGCUGGAAGAACGCCCGAUAACAUGCCGUACGAUGAUUUUAUGACUUUCAUCCAUUUUUUGAUUUUUACUUGCAUAUUUAUUGAGACGUUCUACUGAGUCGCUCUUUGGUACUCUGACUUUUUUUUUUUAAUUCCACGAUAGCGCUCAUUUUUUUUCUUUGUUGGUUGAAGACGCUGACGCAUAUGCUUGCAUACAGUAGAAUUGUUGGAUUUUGCAUUAGUCUUUUCGAUUCAAUUUUCGACCUUCUUUUUAUCAUCAUCAUUUGCAUUGACAUUGAACUAGCAUAUACCACGAUUAUAACUUCUGCGGGGACACUUACGCAUAGUCAAUCUCAUCUGCUUGCAUUGUCAUCAUUAAUGUUUGGGGCUGAAUUCGAAUCUCACAUCUGAUGUGUCACGGCCUUGACC